CGCUGAGCAUCCUCGCUUUCACUCGCACACGACACCAUGGGCCUAUCAAUAUCGACGCUAUUCCAAUCAAUAUCCUCGCUAGUAGGCUGGAGUAAGGGGCAGGAUGUACGGAUACUAAUGCUCGGUCUGGAUUCGGCUGGCAAGACAACAAUUCUGUACAGGUUACAGAUCGGUGAAGUUGUAUCGACGAUACCAACGAUCGGAUUCAACGUCGAGACAGUCACAUAUAAAAACAUCAAAUUCCAAGUAUGGGAUCUGGGCGGGCAGUCCUCCAUUCGUCCAUACUGGCGCUGUUACUUCCCCAACACAUCUGCCAUCAUAUACGUGAUUGACUCUUCCGACCAUGCACGGAUACCCACGUCCCGCUCGGAGCUUCUCACCAUGCUCUCGGAAGAAGAGCUGAACGGCGUGCCGCUGCUCGUAUUCUGCAACAAGCAGGACGUACCAGGCGCGAUGAAGCCGGAGGAGAUUAGUGAGCAGCUCGGGCUUGCGGGUCAGGAGAAGGGACGGGCAUGGAGUGUGAGGGGUAGUUGUGCGACGAAAGGAGAGGGUCUUGAGGAGGGAUUGGACUGGUUGGUCAAUGCAAUACAGAAAAAGUAGAAGAUCCCACGUCAUGAAACCUCCCCUCCUCUUAGGCCGGCACCCCCUCAUCUUGCAUAUUACACACGUCACCUGGACCUGCAUUCACGCUGUUAUCUAUACCGCUACAUAAUCUGUAAUUGUCACGUUUGGUUAGUUCUCAAGUGGUUGACUU
Gloeophyllum trabeum ATCC 11539 is the source of this 754-nucleotide messenger RNA. RefSeq names its product ARF/SAR protein. Gene Ontology annotation, molecular function: GTP binding; GTPase activity. The record is from RefSeq and is a predicted model, not a curated record. Gene Ontology annotation, cellular component: cytoplasm; Golgi apparatus. The transcript is spliced from 7 exons. Lineage: Eukaryota; Fungi; Basidiomycota; Agaricomycetes; Gloeophyllales; Gloeophyllaceae. Gene Ontology annotation, biological process: vesicle-mediated transport; intracellular protein transport. The coding region runs from base 37 to 600 and encodes 187 amino acids.